AUGGGCGAGAAAAAGUAAUCUUUUUGGAGAAGGUAGAUUCCGCGAAAGAGUUGGCUUCUUCCGGCUUAGUAGAGGCGGAGAAGGGGGCGGAAUUACCGCUGUUGACAGUCGCCGAAAUUUCGCGAUUUUUGAAGAAAGUAAAUCUAAAAGACGCGUCGGCCGCGAUCAUGCUCCAGAUUCUGGCAAAUGAAUUUUCCUCGCGAGUGAUAAAACAACACGACGCCGACUCGACGGCGGUAAUAAGGCGUGCUAAAUUAGCCGCAAGAUUAACGAAGUUACUGGCUAACUCGAAACGUUAUUUGAGCCCCGAUAAGUUCCCAUCUGACCUCGUUUUCUCCGCAAAACAGCCUCCCGUUUGCAAUUCCCGUCUGUUGAGGCGAAUUCUGCCACUCAAUUCCUAUAAUCUCGUCGCGCCAUUAUUGGGCAUGCCGAAUUGGUACCCGAAGGAGACCCCCAAAGGAGUGCAAGAAAUCGAAGAUACGGUACGUUUGGAGGACGAAGACGAAGUGGAAAGUGAAACUCCUUUCAGUUUGGUGGUGCAUCCCCCGACGAGCAAAGACAUUUCGACGAGCGGAGAUGAGCAUAAAGUAGGUCAGGCCAGAUCGAAUCCUUACGCUCUCUUUUUGAAGAAACCGCGACGCAAGGCUGUCACCUGGCGUCCUUUAACGGCGACCGACCUCAAAGACUACGAUCCUGAGGCCACGCUCGAAAUGAGAGCCAGAAAUAUUACGGACAGGAUAUGCCGUGACUUCUGUCAGUGGCUGCGUGGUUUAGGCGGCACCAACAAAGUCAUCGACGAGGAGGUCCUCAGAGAUAUGUUCGAAAUUGACUUUACGGCCGACGCCAGCAGAACGACACAGAUGUCGAUAAAGGAAAUGCCGAUGGUGCCCGACAAGGGAGCCGCAGCGAGACAAUGUCUUGACGCCGGCGAGCUUGCCAUGACCAGGAAGCAUCUGAUUAGAGAUGCUAAAGCUGAGAGCAGGCCGGCCAAAACAAUGGCGUUUGGCUGCGCGAUACCCUGGGAGCAUCAAUUUGUACCGCCCGGAAAUCGAGUGAGAGAGAGAUGGCUGCACUGCGAAAACGUGACGCAAGAUGUGGAAACUAUGGAUGUGGUCUGGAAGGGAAUAACGCAUCUGGAUAGCGUGAAGACUUUCGCGAAAUGGCUCCAAGAACAACCGACGAACUCGCUGCCAAAUGUGCUGAUGAAAGCAAUCACCGAUUUCUCGAGACACCCUGUCAACGAUGAGGAUCUCGUGUGAGGACCAAGAAGAACCGGACAAAUUGAGCAAAUCGGCCGUUUUCAAGUCGACGGUGUCCGUCAGAACGCAAUUGUUUGACGUGUAAUCAACGGAAGGAGGGGAAAAUCGACGCGCGGAAAGAAAUUGUCAAUCCACACUCGAAGUUGGUUCCGCCGUUGCGCCUGCAUACUGGCGCCAAAUACGUUCCGUGUAACCGAUACGACCACACGGAUGACACGACGCAGAACGCCCAUUUCCUGUAUGCGGCGAACGGUUAACCUCCGCAGCCGCCGUGGACGCUUCAAUUGUGAACAAUUCCCGGGGAAAUUUCGACAAACGUUCAAUUACAGAACCUAAUUUUCUGCUAAUGAUCACCGCGUUUCGCGCGAGCGACGUAACGUAGAUAGAAAUCAAGUUGCCCGUCAGAUUCGCACCUCGAAAUCAAAAUGUAUGAAUCGUUAAAAGGCGCGAACGGUUACCGGACCAUUAUUCCUGAUUUGGCGUGUAGAUUGGAUUAACAGUCCGAUUUCACCGACCGAAUUAAUUCAUUGGCAACGCGCGGCGCAUCGACUAAUGCUGUAUUUCGCUGCACCAAUUAUCGAUCACUCAGGUCUCAUUGCACUGGACUCUAUUAAACACGUGCGUGUGAUUAUAAUUGUAAUAUUAAUAAUGAUAUUCAUUCAUCAAUAAUAACAACCUGUCAUUAACGCGUAGGACAAGUAAAUUCUCAAAAUACAUACGCACGCCUUUCUUCUACGUUAAACAAAACAUUCAAUAACGCUCUCGAAACCUUCCGACUUUAAUUAACAAAAUAAAUAUCAUACUGCGAAUGUAAAUAAUAAUGUAAAUCUUAUAAAAAAAAAAAAAGGAAUAUUAAAAUAAGAAUGGGAAAAAUAAAAAGCGCGGAUAGAACCUGAAGCUGAACCAUAGAACCGACGAUCUCGCAUCGACGAGUUGUCUAGCGAAAUAACGCAAACGAGCCGAUGAAAUAUUGGAAACGUAUCACAGACGCUGGAUGUCCUGACAGUGUCUGCUUACGACAGAAAAUGCGCCUUAGACCCGCGGCAGCGAGAAGAAAAAAAAAUGGAGCUCGCCUCGUUUGCGAUAUAUUUUCCUCCUUGCGAUAUAUUUUCCCUCCAUAAUUUCUUUGUCAUUUCUCUCGCAUGCCAAAUAGCGGGAUUCAAAUUAUAUCGUGUCAACGAACGAAGAAUCGUUGUGAUGAGAUGUCGUAGCAAUGUUGCUUCUGUUUAAAGAAAUAUCGAGUGUGGUGGUACGAGAUGAAAAAAAGCUCAGAUCUAAAAAAAUGGUGACCGGGCGCGAGCUUGCCGCACGCUUUGAAUCCGGCUCUUCUUUCUGUUUACCUUUAAUAUUUGUCUAACCUUUUUUUCCCAGCAUUCAUGUGUGCCCCGCCGGUCCUAGCACACAAAACAUAAAGCAUUAUUCGCGCGCGCGUUUCGCUGCUCGCUUUGUUAAAUAUUUACUUGCAUAGUGACGUUUAGAUGCCAUGCCAGAAAAUACGCGAUUAACUUGUUUUCGCCGAAUGCUCCAUUUUUUAAAUAAGUUCACGCUUUUCCAGACGGAAUUUUUAAGUGCGGUCGAAUAUUUCCAGCAAUUUUCCAGCGCAAUUUUCAUCA
Molecule: messenger RNA, 2872 nt
Organism: Linepithema humile (Argentine ant)
Lineage: Eukaryota; Metazoa; Arthropoda; Insecta; Hymenoptera; Formicidae
Product: titin homolog
Source: RefSeq, a predicted model, not a curated record